AUGAUGGAGGUCAUACGCACCGGCAUGAAGCACAGGCGUGUGGGCAGCCACCAGCUCAACAUGGAGUCCAGCCGCAGCCACAGCAUCAUGACAGUCUACUGCGACGCAACACCCACGGACCCGUCCUGCUAUGACUACGGCACCGUGCGGUACGGCAAGCUGUCGUUCGUUGACCUUGCCGGCAGCGAGAGGGUCAAGGACAGCAGGAGCGAGGGGGUGAUGCUCAAGGAGACCAUCAACAUCAACAAGAGCCUCAGCGUGCUGGGGAAGGUCAUCUCCACCCUGGCGGACAACGACGCCGCGGGCACCACCGCCCACGUGCCCUACCGGGACUCCAAGCUGACCAAGCUGCUCAUGGACAGCCUGGGGGGCAGCGCCCUCACGCUCAUGAUCGCAUGCUGCUCCCCCUCCAGCCUGCAGGUCGAGGAGACGCUGUCUACGCUGCUGUACGCCACGCGCACCAAGAACAUCCACAACCGCCCCGCGGUGCAGUACGACCCCAAGGAGGCCCAGAUCAGCCUGCUGAGGCGCGAGAUGGAGCUCCUGCGCCAAGAAAACGGACUGCUGCGGGAGCAGCUGCGCGCCGGCGCCGCCCACGGCGUCAGCGGCCCGGGUGCGAACUCGCCGUGGCCGGGCUCGCCGGGCGGCGGCGCGGCGCGCGCCGGCACGCCGCCGCCGCCGGCGUCGCCGCGGGCAGGGGGGCUGGAAGAUCUGGCUGCGGCGGACGAGCUGGUGGCGGAUCUGAGGUCUCGCAGCAGCCCGCUGCUGCUGAUGCGCGCGAGCGGCGGCGACGGCAGGGCGGCUGGGGAGCAGCCGGGUGUGGCGCCGCGCAUUUCGAGCACCAGCGAGCAGGCCGGCCCCGCGCGCGCCGCCGGCGCCGUCAGCCCGGUGCCGCCCUCGCCAGGCGCGGCGGCCGCUUCGUCGGCGAGCGGCGAGAUCCUGCGGCGGCUGCGGGAGACGCAGGGGCUGCUGGUCAAGUUUUCGGAGGAGAACGGGCGGCUGGCGCGGGAGAACGACAGGCUGAGGGCCGGGCGCAACGUGCUCAGCACAGGCCGCAACUCCUGCACGAAAUGA
Messenger RNA from Monoraphidium neglectum, 1074 nucleotides. RefSeq names its product Kinesin-like protein KIF17. Gene Ontology annotation, molecular function: microtubule motor activity; ATP binding; microtubule binding. Lineage: Eukaryota; Viridiplantae; Chlorophyta; Chlorophyceae; Sphaeropleales; Selenastraceae. Gene Ontology annotation, biological process: mitotic spindle organization; microtubule-based movement. The record is from RefSeq and is a predicted model, not a curated record. Bases 1 to 1074 code for a protein of 357 amino acids. The transcript has 7 exons.